Astyanax mexicanus (Mexican tetra) is the source of this 2514-nucleotide messenger RNA. It is a transcript of the gene xrcc5, whose product is annotated as X-ray repair complementing defective repair in Chinese hamster cells 5. The record is from RefSeq and is a predicted model, not a curated record. The transcript is spliced from 21 exons. The coding region runs from base 91 to 2268 and encodes 725 amino acids. Gene Ontology annotation, biological process: cellular response to gamma radiation; cellular response to X-ray; telomere maintenance. Gene Ontology annotation, molecular function: DNA helicase activity; telomeric repeat DNA binding; damaged DNA binding. NCBI's taxonomy places the organism in Eukaryota, Metazoa, Chordata, Actinopteri, Characiformes, Acestrorhamphidae. Gene Ontology annotation, cellular component: nucleus; Ku70:Ku80 complex.
GUAGACUGUAGGUGGGAACGUCUCGGGAGGAACUUUGCGUGCGGUGCCUGCGUGUUCACUCCGGACCCAUAACAGUGUAUAACCGGCGGGAUGGCGAGAGCGUCUAAGUCUGCUUUGGUGCUUUGCAUGGAUGUGGGGUUCUCCAUGAGCAACUCGGCUCCUGGUCAGGAACCCCCGUUUGAUCAGGCUAAGAAGGUCAUACAGAAAUUCAUUCAGCGGCAGGUUUUUGCUGAAAACAAGGAUGAGUUGGCUCUGGUCCUAUUUGGAACAGAUAACACAAAGAAUCCCCUGGCCCAGGAUGGCCAGUACCAGAACAUCUCCAUACACCGACAUCUGAUGAUGCCAGACUUUAAUCUGUUAGAGGAAAUUGAGAAUGAGCUGCAUCCGGGCAGCCAGCAUGCAGACUGGCUUGAUGCACUCGUUGUUUGUAUGGAUCUUCUGCAAAAAGAAACCAUGGGAAAGAAGUAUGAGAGGCUGAAUAUCGUUCUGCUCACUGACCUCAACACCCCAAGCUGUGCUGAUCAACUGGACGUAAUCAUAAACAACUUGAAGAAAGCUGGCAUUACUCUGCAGUUCUUUCUGCCAUUUCCUGUGGAUGCUGAUGAAGGAGAUGAUGGAGGCCGAGGAGAUGGGGCAGGUCCAAGACAUCCACCCCAGGGGAAAGGCCUGAGUAGGGAACAGAAGCAGGGUCUGGAGAUGGUCAAGCAAGUCAUGUCCUCUCUGGAUGAGGAGGAUGGCCUUGAUGAGGUCUACACCUUCAGUAAUGCUGUGGAGAGGCUGUCCAUGUUUAAACGCAUUGAACGACGGCCUAUGGCCUGGCCCUGUCAGCUCACCAUCGGCAGCUCCCUUUCCAUACGGAUUGUCGGAUACAAAGCUGUGUGUGAGGAGAAGGUGAAGAAGACCUGGGCUGUGGUGGAUGCUGAGAGUCAUCAAAAAGAUGAUGUGAAGAGGGAGACUGUCUACUGCCUCAAUGAUGACAAUGAGACUGAAGUGCAGAAAGAUGACACAAUUCAAGGUUUCCGUUAUGGUAGUGACAUUGUCCCAUUCUCUAAAGUCGACCAAGAUCAAAUGAAGUACAAGUCUGAUGGAAAGAGCUUUGCUGUGCUGGGCUUUGCCAAGCAGGAGAUGAUUAAUCGUCAUCAUUUCAUGGGCUCCCAGGUCAUUAAGGUGUUUGCUCCUAGAGAAGAUGAGCAUGCAGCCGUUGCCCUCUCCGCUCUGAUCCGUGCACUGGACAGUCUAAAUAUGGUGGCUAUUGUCCGCUAUGCUUAUGACCGCCGCAGCAACCCACAAGUUGGAGCUGCUUUUCCCAUCAUCAAAGAGAAAUAUGAGUGUCUGAUGUACGUCCAGUUGCCAUAUAUGGAAGACCUCCGUCAGUUCACGUUCCCCUCACUGGAGAACAACAAGAAGUUUGCUCCCUCAGGGUCUCAGCUGUCAGCAGUGGAUGCUCUCAUUGACUCCAUGAUGCUGGUGGAGAAGCAUGAGGAUGGUGAAAAAUAUGACACCUUUAAAAUCAAUAGCAUCCCCAACCCACAGUUCCAGAGGCUUUUCCAGUGCCUACACCAUCGGUGUGUGAACCCAGGUACCCCCCUGCCCCCUGUGGACCCAUGGCUAAAGAGGAUACUAGACCGGCCCCAGGCUGUCUCGGCUCGCUGCCAGGCCCCCCUGCAGGCGAUGAAAAAAUGUUUCCCCCUGAAGGAGGUGGUGCGGAAGAAGGAGCAGAAGACUAGUGUGGAUGUGUUUGGGAGUGGUGAGGAGCCAAAUGCUAAGAAGCUCAAAAUGGAUGAAGAGGACAAGUUCAAUCUGGCUGAGAUUUCAGAGGGAAACAUUACCUCGGUUGGAAGUGUGAACCCUGCCAAAGACUUCCGUGCCUUAAUCCAGCAGAAAACCAUUCCUUUUGGCCAAGCAUGUGAGCAGCUGACCCACAGGAUGGAGCAGUUGCUGGGCAACAGGAGCACUGACUACUACAUGAAGACCAUCACCUGCAUUCAGGCCUUCAGGGAGCAGUCCGUAAAGGUUUCCAAUGCAGAACUAUUCAACGGGUACAUGCAGUCUCUGAAGAGGAGCAUUCCAGACCGUAAUCUCCAGGAUUUCUGGGAUCUGCUUGUUCAAGAUGCUCUAACGUUAAUCAGUAAGGACGAGGUGGAGGCCAGCACAGUGACCAAACAGGAGGCUGAGCAGUUUUUGAUGUCUGAGGAGAAAAAGGAGGUAGAAGCUGCUCCUGCCCAAGAUGACGGAGGAGAUGUGGAUGAUUUGCUGGACAUGAUGUGAACAUCCGUCAAGCUGUUUGCCUUUUUCCCUUUGUUUUGUCUUAAAUUGUCUAUUGUCUGGGCACCUGUUGUUUUGUACAUUAUACAUUAUUGUACAUCACACAUACAGUCAGGUAUGUACUCGAAAAUACUGUUUCUUUAUGAAUGCAUUUUAUUGUUUUUGUUUCGGGUGUUUUUUUUUAUCUAAACAUGUUUACCAUAUUGAAAAGACAGAUAAACAAAUAAAUAAACAAAAAUAAUAGGAAAA